AUGGAUCGAGGUGACCAAAUGGCGGGAUUAUCGGGUUCUGCGUCGUACUAUAUGCCGAGAGGAUUACCUGGUUCUGGAAACCAACAUGAGUUACUUAGUUCGGCGGGUAUUCGUCAACUAUCGAAUACCAACAAUUCACCCUUUCAAUCGAGUAUUGGUGGUGGUGGUGGAGGUACUAUUGGAUCUACGUUGCCGAUGGAUUCUUCUGGAAUUUCAUCCCAAAGUAUCAAUGUAGGCGGUCCUUCUGGGGGAGCUGCUUCAACUGGUGAGCCUGGCAAAAGGAAGCGAGGAAGACCGAGAAAAUACGGGGCUGAUGGAAGUGUGUCAUUGGCAUUGACUCCAACAACACCAGCAAGUCAGCCUGGGUCUGGAUCUGGAUCGCAAGGUCAGAAACGCGGUCGAGGACGCCCUCCAGGGUCAGGAAAGAAACAACAGCUGGCUUCUGUCGGAGGUUUGAUCACUAGUUCAGCUGGGAACGGUUUCACUCCUCACGUCAUCAACAUUGCGAUUGGAGAAGACAUUGCGACAAAAAUUCUGGCAUUCUCUCAGCAGGGACCUAGAGCUAUAUUUGUUAUGUCCGCCAAUGGUGCUGUCUCUACAGUGACGCUUUGUCAGACUUCGACAUCUGGGGGAUCUGUCACAUAUGAGGGGCGUUUCGAGAUACUAAGCCUGACCGGCUCCUACUUGGUUGCUGAUAACAAUGGCUUGCGAAACAGAACGGGUUCCUUAAGUGUUACUCUUGCAAGUCCUGAUGGUCGUGUCAUUGGCGGAGGCGUCGGUGGUCUGCUCAUCGCCGCAAGUCCAGUUCAGGUGAUAAUUGGAAGCUUUAUGUGGGGUGGACAAAAGGCAAAGAACAAGAAGAACGAAGAUUCAGAAAAUCAAGAAGUUGGCAUAGAGCAAGAUCAUCAUCAUCAUCAUCAUCAUGGGGUUCAUAAUCCGGUUGCAGUGAACAGCAUUUCACCGAACCAGAAUCUGACUCCGAGUUCUCUGAAUUCUUGGCCUGCAUCGCGUCCUUUGGAUAUGCGUAACUCCCAUAUGGACAUUGAUUUAAUGCGCGGGUGA
Vicia faba (fava bean) is the source of this 1062-nucleotide messenger RNA. The record is from the annotation of a GenBank genome assembly. NCBI's taxonomy places the organism in Eukaryota, Viridiplantae, Streptophyta, Magnoliopsida, Fabales, Fabaceae.